Messenger RNA from Trichoplax adhaerens, 2742 nucleotides. RefSeq lists its product as uncharacterized. The transcript has 11 exons. Gene Ontology annotation, cellular component: nucleus. The record is from RefSeq and is a predicted model, not a curated record. Gene Ontology annotation, biological process: regulation of DNA-templated transcription; chromatin organization. Gene Ontology annotation, molecular function: chromatin binding; DNA binding. NCBI's taxonomy places the organism in Eukaryota, Metazoa, Placozoa, Uniplacotomia, Trichoplacea, Trichoplacidae. The coding region runs from base 1 to 2742 and encodes 913 amino acids.
AUGAACCUCAACAAGAAAUUUCCACAUGCUAUCAAUGAUGUUAUUAUCGUCAAAUGCCAGAACAAUUACUAUUAUGCGAAAAUAAAAAGCAUCGACAAACGACGUCGCAAGUGUAAGGUCUUAUUUGAUGACAAGUCUACAGAUGAUCUACCCUUUAGUGAUAUCUACAGCGUUGGCGAUACCACUACGGAAAUCGUCUGCAUCGUUUGUAAGAGUGGCUCUUCUGAAUCACCUAACGAGAUUGUCUUAUGUGAUCGAUGCAGUAUUGGAUAUCAUCAACAGUGCCAUUCACCACAGAUACCAGAAUCGGUUUUGAAGCCGGACGUUCCGUGGUUAUGCCAUUAUUGUCAGUCGAGUGAAAUUUGCCCAUAUUUUGUAAAAAAUCCUUUUACUGACGAUAAAGGAGGAAAUUUUAAUAAUAAGAAAAAGCCAAUAGAUAAAAAGCUACGAAAGAAUCCAUUUCCAGAUCCUACUUUAACCUCACCUAAAGAUGCUGUGAUUGACCCGAAGAAAAGCGCUACUAAGAAUACAAGAGUGUCCAUACGAAAAACCAUUAGUAAACGGAAGCGAGAUCUAGACACGGAUGAAUCUGAACAAGAGACUGCUGAAGAUGAAGACGAAGAGGAAGAUGGAGAUGUUGAUUAUCAAGAUACAUUCCGAAAGAGAAGGCGAGCUGCAGUAGUAGCCAGGAAACGUGUCCAAAAAUACAUGAAUGAAACUGGAGUCGCUAGCGAUACUGAUACUGAGAAUGCAAAUGCCAGCAAGAAAAACAACGAUGCCGAUUUUAAUAUAAAUUCUGUUAAUACACACGGUAGUGUAGGGAUAGGACUAUUAACCGAGAAUAGGAUUUCAAGUAGUUUUCCUAUGGCAUCAUCUGGCGGUUUUGGAACUUCUCCAAAUCUUAGCUUAAAUAAUAACUAUAGUAUGAGCGGAGUACGAAUUCAAUCUCCUGUUAUGAUGCCUCAAAUGAAUAGCAUGAUAAGCGAUCAUGCCAUACAUAAUAAUCCGAAUCAAAUAUUUAAUAUGGCUAAUGGCCUUAUGAAAUCGCCUCCUGUUCAUUCACCAACUUUAGGAACUUUAACCUCACCCAUGGGUAAUGAUAUGCAGACAUCACCUACCUUUGUUAAUGAAAGCUUUCAGUCAUGCAGUAAUGUAAACCAACCAUCGUACUAUCAGCCUCAGCCGCAAGCGAUUAACAAUAUAGAUUAUCAAUCACAGCCUUUAUCUGGUUACAAUUCAUCUGCCCAAAAUUUUACAAAUCCAUCGCAUAUGCAACUAUCACCUCAGAUGACCCCACAGUACCCAAAUCCUUCACACGUUUAUUCUCAACAUCAUUCUCAUCACGUGCCUUCAAUGAUUCAUAGUCAAGACCCUCAUUAUCAACAUUUUCCUAACUUUCACAAUAUGCCAUCACAAGAAGUAGCUCCGUAUGGUGUCUCUCAGUAUAAUCAGUACCAUUGGUUAGGUCAUCCACAGCAGCCCCAGACAAUACAGCACAUGCCAUCAUCUCAGUAUGCGGUGUCACCGAUACAAUCCGUAAGCGGCAGUCUUGGUAUGACUGGACCUGCCAAUCAGCAGUUCUCUAUAGGACAGCCUGAACAAGCACCAUCACAAAAAUUGUCGCAUAGUACUGACCACCAAUUAUCAACGAAUAACCUACCUAAUGUUACAAAUUUUAAUGCAAGCAAUUCUUUUGCAAUUUGCAAUGAAACAAAAGAUAACAUAGAUAAAUUGAACACUAAGGAAGUACUGUCAAUAUCAACUGAAGCCAGUAUUUUAGACGUUGCCACCAAGACGCCGACUAUACGAGGUCAAAGUAAGAAAUCAGAUACUGAUAGUAGUAUUGAAAAGGAAACAGUUACCAAGGUUACUACAGGAGAACAGUUUGAAACAGCCGAAACUUUAAAAUCUCAAGUUAAAGCAUAUGAUAUCCCAAAAAAUAAACAGAAUGAUAACCAUAACUCAGUUGAAUUUCACCAUCUACAAGAAUCAAAUUCAGUGAGAUAUAGAGAAGAACGCGAUAAAGAUGUAUCACACUUAAAUACCGAAAUAUUUCAGAAGCAGACAUCUGGGAACUUAUCUAACGCUACUGAAGGUAAUAGAAACUCUGUCAUUAAGGAAUCAUCGGACAACCCUAUUAGCAAUCCGAAUCAGACUGACAAAACGUCGAUUAAUCUGGAAGAAAAUCAAAUAUGUCCGAAAACCAAAGUGAAGAAAGAUGGGAAAGACGAUUCAUUUAAGUCCGAUGAUGGCAUUAGUAAGAACGAAAAAUCUAAAAACGAAAGCAAUGCCGAUGAAAUUAAAUCUAAAAUAGAAGCGGACGCUUCCUCUAAAAGAAAUAAAAUGAACGACACAGCAAAUUCUAGUGAUAAGUCAGCAACAAAUGAACCUAAUCAACAAAUUUGUGAUUCCACGAAAGAUUCUAAAGAUGGCUUAAAGCAUGCCAAAGAACAGCGAAACCUGGAAGAAGUAGAUAAUAAGUCAAACAAUUACGAUAAGGAUAUUCAUAGAGGUCGUAUAUUGACAGAUCCUGAAACUAAUGCUCGUGGUGCAUUGGAUAACAUAAAGUCUACUCCUUGUAGUGGUGACACUCGCACAUGUGUAAUUAACUUUACGUACGCAUCAGCAUUUCUCUACUACCUGGUAAUGCUUUAUAGUAGCUAUAAUAAUGCUUAUGAGGAGAAAGUAUGGAAUGACCAUCACUUAAAAUUACGGCUAAAACGUCGGUGCUUCACCUUGUAA